CACCCUAGGUGUGCUUGCUGCAGCUGUUCUAACAGACCAGCGAAUUCGUCUGAUAAAACACAGGCUGCAGCUCGUCGGUAUCACGGGUUUGAAUGGCAACGGUCCCCGAGAAUUACAUGGACAGCUGCGGGUGUAAAGGAAUCCGAUCCUGUUUGCUGUGCGAGCGCCCUGGGCUACCAGAUCGUGGGCUUUUACAGCAUGAGCCGCACAAGAGAAAAUCUUUUAUCUAUAAUCCAGCAGACGGUGUAGCUGUUGGAAUAAAAAAUACAGAGUCAGAUGGUUACUGGUUUCCCUUCCCUGGAGUUUGUCUAAUACCAGAUUUUGUUACAGAAGAGGAAGAAAAGGAGAUGGUGAAUCUGAUGGAUAAAGACGAAUGGAAGCUUUCACAGUCUGGGAGACGGAAGCAGGAUUAUGGUCCAAAGGUGAACUUUAAGAAACAGAAGCUAAAACUUGGCAAUUUUACGGGUCUUCCAAGUUUUAGCCAAGUACUGUGGCAAAGGAUGAAGCCGUAUUCUGCUCUGGAAGGAUUUAUGCCAGUCGAGCAGUGUAACCUAGAUUACAAUUCAGAUAGAGGGUCCGCUAUUGACCCACAUUUCGAUGACUCUUGGCUUUGGGGAGAACGUUUAGUGAGUUUAAAUCUUCUUUCAAAGACUGUGCUGACAAUGACAUGUGAUUCUUUAGACACAUUUCAACUGAUGCCUCUCUUAGAACAAAGAACUGAAUCAAACAAUGGCAUAACCUCCAACCUUAAACAAAGCCAUAAUAUGAACAUUACUCAACCUUUUUGUCAUGUAGAUAAUAAACUGCAAACUAAUCAUGUUCCAUACGGGGAAGUAGAAGUAGCUAUUUGUUUGCCACAAAGAUCCUUGGUUGUUUUAUAUGGAGAUGCACGAUACAAAUGGAAACAUGCUAUUCGCCGUGAAUACAUUGAGAACCGCAGAAUAUGUUGCACUUUUAGAGAACUUUCAGAGGAGUUCAGUGCAGGUGGAAAGGAGGAAAAGCUUGGGCACAUGUUGCUUCAAAUAGCUAUUGGGUUCCAGGGAAAAUCUGUAUAGGAAGAGUAUGCAAACUGUUUUUGUAUCCAUUAUCCCUAGCAUAACGCAGGGAUAACACUUUUAAGUACCUAAUGAUUAAAGGGACAGUCUAGUCAAAAUUAAACUUUCAUGAUUCAGGUAGCGCAUGCAACUUUCCAAGUUACUUUUAGCAUCAAAUUUGCUUUGUUCUUCCUGUAUUCUUUGUUGAAAGCUAAACCUGGGUAGGCUAAUAUGCUAAUGUCUCAGCCCUUGAAGGCCACCUCUUAUCUCAGUGCAUUUUAACAGUUUUUCACAGCUAGACAGUGCUAGUUCAUUAGUGUCAUAUUGAUAACAUUGUGCUCAGUCACGUGGCAUUAUUUAUGAGUCAGCUCUGGCUAAAAUACAAGUCUUUAAAAAAAAAAACAGAAAUAAAGAGGCAGUCUGCAGAGGCUUAGAUAUAAGGUAAUUACAGAGGUAAAAAGUAUGUUAAAGGGACAGUCAAGUUAAAAAAAAAAACUUUCAUUUUUCAAAUAGGGCAUGUCAUUUUAACCCCUUAAGGACCAAGGCCAUUUUUCAAUUUCUUUCCCUUAAGGACCAAGGCUACUUUUACAUUUUUGCGGUGUUUGUGUUUAGCUGUAAUUUUCCUCUUACUCAUUUACUGUACCCACACAUAUUAUAUACCGUUUUUCUCGCCACUAAAUGGACUUUCUAAAGAUACCAUUAUUUUCAUCAUAUCUUAUAAUUUACUAUUAAAAAUAUUAUAAAAUAUGAGGAAAAAAUGGAAAAAAACACACUUUUUCUAACUUUGACCCCCAAAAUCUGUUACACAUCUACAACUACCAAAAAACAACCAUGCUAAAUAGUUUCUAAAUUUUGUCCUGAGUUUAGAAAUACCCAAUGUUUACAUGUUCUUUGCUUUUUUUGCAAGUUAUAGGGCAAUAAAUACAAGUAGCACUUUGCUAUUUCAAAACCACUUUUUUUCAAAAUGAGUGCUAGUUACAUUGGAACCCUGAUAUCUGUCAGGAAUCCCUUGACAUGUAUAUAUUUUUUUUUUAGAAGACAUCCCAAAGUAUUGAUCUAGGCCCAUUUUGGUAUAUUUCAUGCCACCAUUUCACUGCCAAAUGCGAUCAAAUAAAAAAAAUUGUUCACUUUUUCACAAACUUUAGGUUUCUCACAGAAAUUAUUUACAAACAACUUAUGCAAUUAUGGCAUAAAUGGUUGUAAAUGCUUCUCUGGGAUCCCCUUUGUUCAGAAAUAGCAGACUUAUAUGGCUUUGGCGUUGCUUUUUGGUAAUUAGAAGGCUGCUAAAUGCCACUGCGCACCACAUGUGUUUUAUGCCCAGCAGUGAAGGGGUUAAUUAGGGAGCAUGUAGUAAGCUUGUAGAGUUAAUUUUAGCUUUAGUGUAGUAGACAACUCAAAGUAUUGAUCUAGGCCCAUUUUGGUAUAUUUAAUGCCACCAUUUCACCGCCAAAUGCGAUCAAAUUUAAAAAUAACUUAAAUUUUUUCGCAAUUUUAGGUUUUUCACUGAAAUUAUUUACAAACAGCUUGUGCAAUUAUGGCACAAAUGGUUGUAAAUGCUUCUCUGGGAUCCCCUUUGUUUAGAAAUAGCAGACAUAUAUGGUUUUGGCGAUGCUUUUUGGUACUUAGAAGGCUGCUAAAUGCCACUGCACAUCACACGUGUAUUAUGUCUAUCAGUGAAGGGGUUAAUUAGGGAGCUUGCAGGGUUAAUUUUAGCUUUAGUGUAGAGAUCAGCCUCCCACCUGACACAUCAGACCCCUUGAUCCCUCCCAAACAGCUCUCUUCCCUCCCCCACCCCAGAAUUAUCCCCGUCAUCUUAAGUACUGGCAGAAAGUCUGCCAGUACUAAAAUAAAAGGUAUCUUUUUUUUUAUUAUUAUUUUUAUAGCAUAUUUACAUAUGCUAACCCUCCCCCUCUACAUUAUUGGGCGCCACUUUUCUGUAGUGUAGGUUCCCCCCCUUAAAGACUAAACCCCCACCCCCUCCCAGAUCACUUCGAUUAUAUAUGAUUUAUAAUAAUGUUUUAUUCCCCCUCUCUCCCUCUAACUAACUGUUCCAUAGUGUAACGGUUCCCACCCGCUCCCUCCCCGUGCACGCACCCGCCCCCUAACUACCCUGCCCACCACUGCACUUAAAAAUCCAUCGAUGGCCGCCCACCCGCCUCCCACGUCGGCUCCCACCCACCAACGAUUGCGGACACCGAUGUCCGGUGCAGAGAGGGCCACAGAGUAGCUCUCUCUGCAUCGGAUGGGGAAAAAUGUUAUUGCAAUGAUGCCUCGAUAUUGAGGCAUCACUGCAAUAAACGGAAAGCGUCUGGAAGCGAUGAGGAUCUCUUCCAGCCGCUUUCAACCCCAACGUCGUACAGGGUACGUCGCUGGUCUUUAAAGACCAGUUUGUGCAAGAUGUACCCUGUACGACGUAUGUCGUUAAGGGGUUAAACAACUUUCCAAUUUACUUUUAUCAACAAUUUUGCUUUGUUCUCUUGGUAUUCUAGUUGAAAGCAAACCUAGGGAGGCACAUAUGAUCAUUUCUAAGCCCUUGAAGGCCGCCUCUAUUUUAUUUACUUUUCACAGCAGGGGAGAGCAAGCUCAUGUAGGCCAUAUAUAUAGCAUUGUGAUCACGCCCGUGGCUAGUGGCAGACACUGCACUAAUUGGCUAAAAUGCAAGUCAAUAGAUAAUAACUAAAAGUCAUGUGAUUAGGGGCGGUCAGAAGAUGCUUAGAUACAAGUUAGUCACAGAAAUAAAAAGUGUAUUAAUAUAACAGUGUUGGUUUUGCAAAACUGGGGAAUGGGUAAUAAAGGGAUUAUCUAUCUUUUUAACCAACAAAAAUUCUGGUGUUGACUGUCCCUUUAAUAUAACCAUGUUGGUUAUGCAAACUUGGGGAAUGGGUAAUAAAGGGAUUAUCUAUCUUUUUAAACGAUAUCAAUUCUGGAGUAGACUGUCCCUUGAAAGGAAAGUCAAAACUAUACUACCUUUUCAAAAUUAGCCUACCCAGGUUUACUUUUUAGCAAAGGAUUUUAAGAGAAUGCAAACAUGGUAAUAGAAGUUUUUUUAUUUUUUAUUGCAUGCUCUAUCUAAUUUGUGAAAGCUUAAAGGGACUAUUUACCCUAAAUGUUUCUCCCCUUUAAUUUGUUCCCAAUUAUCCAUUUUACCUGCUGAAGUGUAUUAAACUGUGUACUAAUGGCUCCUUUACGUUUAUAUCCGCAUUUUAAAUAGCUGAUUUUGUCUCUUGUGUCACUAUCUAUACUGAAAUUUUCUAUACUUAAGUAUAGGCUAUUGACAACCUGUGUAAACACAGCCAGCUAAAUAAGUUAUACUCCCAGUGGGGAGUAGGAGAUAUAAAGUUCUAAAAUGUUUCAAUAGUUAUUUAUAAGUAUUGUAUAGAGACAGAUAUAAUAAAGGGAACCAUUUGAGUGAUACAAUAAGGAUGUCUGAUCCCUCUGCAAGCUUAGAAAGCAAUUUCCCAUACAUGGUAUACUCAUUAAGGCGGAAACCAAUUUUACAGUACACUGCCCCUUUAUUCUUUACUGUCCCUCUUACUGCUUUAUUCUAGGUUUGUAAUACAGACUAGCAAAAAAGUCUUCCCUUCAUGUAUUAUUAAAGUGAAUGUAAAGUUUAAUAAAUAAGUGCCCGGUAUCUAAAAAUAUGGGCACUUUCAUUCAUUAAACUUUACAUUGAAGUUUCUUUUUUAAAAUACCUUUUCUUUAUGGAAAACUGAUUGGCGAUCCCCCGCCCGCAGCUCCUGCUGUAGUUAGCAGAUCGAUGAGGAAGCCGGAUUUAAAGAGACAGUUAAGUCAUAAUCAAACAUUCAUGAUUUAAGCAGAGCAUAUAAUUUUAAACAACUUUCCAAUUGACUUCUAUUAUUUAAUUUGCUUCCUUCUUUUGUUAUCCUUUGCUGAAAGGUUAAUCUAGGUAAGCUCAGGAGCAGCAAAGAACCUAGCUUCUAGCUGCUGAUUGUUGGCUGCAUAUAUAUAUAUAUAUAUAUACCAACUGUCAUUGGCUCACCCAUGUGUUCAGUUAGAAACCAGUAGUGCAUUGCUGCUCCUUCAACAAAUGAUACCAAGAGAAUGUUGCAAAUUUAAUAAAAGAAGUAAACUGGAAAGUUUUUUUUAAAAUUGUAUGUUCUUACUACAUCAUGAAAGAAAACUUUUGGGUUUCAUGUCCCUUCAAUGAAUGAAAGUGCCCGUGUUUUUAGAUAACUGGCACUUAUUCAUUAAAGUUUACAUUCACUUUAAUCUAAGAAAUGUCAGAGGAUUUGUGAUAACACAUUUGAAUGUAAUUUUAAUUAGAUCAUAUUGCACACAGAAUAGUAGGAUGGUAUCUAAAGUGAGUCACAGAUUCUCUUGAGGUUGUUUGCGAACAUAAAGCACUUUAUUAUUAUGUCAUUUUACAUCUCUUCAUUUUGAAACACAAGAUUAUCUGUUUGAAAGAAUGUUUGUUUUCAAUAAUAGAACCUAAGGAAUUGAAUAAUAAGCCUAACACUGUUGGCUAAAGGAUACAGUUUUUAUUCAUUCAUGUAUAUUGUUUUCCAAUUAAUUACAAUAAAUAACUUUUGAUUUUCAUUUUUUAAA
This is a messenger RNA of Bombina bombina (fire-bellied toad), 5600 nucleotides long. RefSeq names its product alkB homolog 4, lysine demethylase (gene ALKBH4). The transcript is spliced from 3 exons. Gene Ontology annotation, cellular component: contractile ring; midbody. NCBI's taxonomy places the organism in Eukaryota, Metazoa, Chordata, Amphibia, Anura, Bombinatoridae. Gene Ontology annotation, biological process: protein demethylation; oxidative demethylation; actomyosin structure organization. Bases 93 to 1055 code for a protein of 320 amino acids. Gene Ontology annotation, molecular function: demethylase activity; actin binding; oxidoreductase activity. The record is from RefSeq and is a predicted model, not a curated record.